Tarenaya hassleriana is the source of this 2439-nucleotide messenger RNA. RefSeq lists its product as uncharacterized. The record is from RefSeq and is a predicted model, not a curated record. Bases 1 to 2439 code for a protein of 812 amino acids. Gene Ontology annotation, molecular function: nucleic acid binding; zinc ion binding. NCBI's taxonomy places the organism in Eukaryota, Viridiplantae, Streptophyta, Magnoliopsida, Brassicales, Cleomaceae. The transcript has 3 exons.
AUGGAGGAGUUGCUACAUCUUGCGAUCAAGUUCGAGAACCAAAUCAAAAGACGGGGAAAAACGCAUCAGAAAUUUGGUUCCAACUCUUCCAAUGCUCGGCCACAUUUCCACAAAGAAGAUAAGCAACCUUUUGGUUCAAAAUUGGCAGCAAAACCCGAGGGCAAACCUGAUACGUCUCAGCCAAGAAAACAAGGUACUUCAGAUGCUCUUCAAUCGUGUACUCGAGAUAUUCGUUGUUUUAAGUGUUUGGGCAGAGGACACUAUGCUAAUGAGUGCCCAAAUCGGAGAACUUUGGUGGUUCAUGAUAAUGGAGAGAUCGAAACCGAAGCAGAGAGUGAAUCUGAUUCAAUGCCGUCUUUGGAGAGUGAUGUAGACAAGCAAGAGGCUGAGUCAGGUAAACUGAUGAUGACUAGACGGGUUUUGAAUCUUCGAUCAAAAGAAGAGGAGAAAAUCCAGCGAGAAAACAUCUUUUAUACAAGAUGUGUUGUGAAAGACAAGGUAUGUAGCUUGAUCAUUGAUAGUGGAAGUUGUACUAACGUGGCGAGCAAUUCUUUGGUUGAGAAGCUAGGGUCACUUACUCAGAAGCAUCCAAAGCCAUACAAACUUCAGUGGCUGAAUGAUAGUGGAGAAACGAAGGUUCAUAGGCAAGUAAAGGUUCCAUUUCGUAUUGGCAAAUACGAAGAUGAAGUGCUAUGUGAUGUUAUGCCUAUGCAAGCUGGUCAUUUAUUUCUUGGGCGGCCAUGGCAGUUUGAUACGCGUGCUCAGCACGAUGGAUACUCCAACAAAUAUUCUUUCGAGUUCAAAGGGAAGCAAAUCAGAUUGGUUCCUUUGUCUCCUAAGGAAGUGUACGAAGAUCAACUCCAAAUGAUCAAGAAUGAGAAGAAACUGUGUGACCAUGAGGUAGUUCACUCAAAAAUUGGUGAGGAUUUGAGAAAAACUCAGAAAAAGACCUUUGAGAGUAUACCCGUGAGAUCAAACACAAAUUUUUUCAUGAGAGCGAGAGAGGUCAAGAAAGCAUUGUUUUCACAUCAGCCUAUGUUUGUACUUCUGUACAAAGAGGCUCUUUUGAACACUAACGAACUCACCUCUACUUUGCCUAGUGUUGUUCUUGAUCUUCUGCAGGAAUACGACGAUGUUUUUCCGGAGAAGAUUCCAAAUGGACUGCCACCAUUACGAGGAAUCGAGCAACAAAUCGAUUUCAUUCCCGGUGCAAGUAUUCCGAACAAGGCAGCCUACAGAACCAAUCUCGAGGAAACCAAAGAGCUUCAUAGGCAAAUUUCGGAUCUGAUGGAGAAGGGACACGUCCGAGAAAGCAUGUCACCAUGUGCCGUGCCGGUGAUUUUUGUACCAAAGAAAGACGGUACGUGGCGAAUGUGUGUUGAUUGUCGUGCGGUCAACCAAAUCACGGUAAAGUAUCGUCAUCCUAUUCCGAGACUUGAUGACAUGUUAUAUGAGUUGCAUGGUUCAAAAUUCUUUUCUAAGGUUGAUUUGAGAAGUGGCUAUCAUCAAAUACGCAUGAAAGAAGGUGAUGAAUGGAAAACAACCUUUAAAACAAAGCAUGGAUUGUAUGAAUGGUUGGUUAUGCCUUUUGGCUUAAUAAAUGCACCUAGCACGUUUAUGAGGCUGAUGAAUCACGUUCUUAGACAUUUUCUAGGACGUUUCGUGGUUGUGUAUUUUGAUGAUAUCCUGACAUAUAGCAAGAACCUUAUUGAACAUAUUGAACACAUCAAAUCUGACUUGGAUGUUAUGCGAAAUGAGCAAUUGUUUGCUAACCUCAAGAAAUGCACGUUUUGCACUAACAAGUUAGUGUUUUUAGGGUUUGUGGUUAGUGAGCAGGGAAUUCAUGUCGAUGAAGAGAAGAUCGCAGCCAUAAGUGAUUGGCCAUGUCCAAGGACAGUUGGUGAUGUGAAGAGUUUUCAUGGACUUGCUAGUUUCUAUAGAUGGUUUGUAAAGGACUUUAACACCAUAGUUGCACCAUUGACAGAAGUUAUAAAGAAGAAUGUCGGGUUUAAGUGGAGAGAUGCACAAGAAGCCGCUUUUCAACUUUUGAAGGAAAAAAUCACUAAUUCUCCACUCUUAUCCCUACCUGAUUUUUCUAAAGCUUUCGAGGAUGGAAACACCGAAAGCGGAGAUGCAAUUGAUGAGUUUUUUCUCAUCAAAUCUGGGCAUAUCGAAGAUUCUUCAACUCUUAUGGAGUUCGACAAUUCAGAUUUGAGGACAAAUCUUUCUCAAGAAGAGGAGAAUGAUGUGGACAUCCAAGGCAACACCAUUGGAGCUGAACUCAUGCAAGGACGAGCUGCAUCGGAAGCUAGCUAUGGGAUGAACACAGCAGGAGAAAGCGUUGAGCUAAUUGGACCGAUUACAAGAUCUCGUGCCAAGAAGCUGCAAGCUGCACCAAAUGGCCUUAUUCGUGUUCUUGACCCAAACAAGGGAGAAUAA